Messenger RNA from Stegastes partitus (bicolor damselfish), 345 nucleotides. Its product is annotated as C-type lectin domain family 4 member G-like. The annotation marks the transcript as partial. The record is from RefSeq and is a predicted model, not a curated record. The transcript is spliced from 3 exons. NCBI's taxonomy places the organism in Eukaryota, Metazoa, Chordata, Actinopteri, Pomacentridae.
ACCUGAGCGGAACUUCGUCCUCUCAGCGAUGUCCUCCAGACUGGAGGGAGAUUCAAUCCAAGUGUUACUUUCUCUCCACUGAGAUGAAAACAUGGGAGGACAGCAGGAAAUACUGUCAGAGAAACGGGUCCGACCUGGUUGUGAUCAACAGCCAGCAGGAGCAGAGGGCCAUCUAUCGUCUGGAUAGGGACAUGUACCUCUUGUUCUGGAUUGGUCUAAAAGGCACAAAUAGGGUCUUCAGAUGGGUCGAUGGAUCUGCGCUGAAAGAUCAAUUUUGGACGGCUGGGCAGCCAGAUCAUGGCGGUCCUAACAACAUAGAGGACUGUGUGGAGAUGUACCACGAAA